CCAUCAGGCGGUACUUUAGUUCCGCAGUCCGGUUUCGUUUCCAGUCGGACGUAUUUUGAAUCCGCAGCAGCAGACAUGGCGACCUCCAGCAGCAGAUCAUGUCUCCAGUACCUGAUCCACCUGGCUCAGGAUAACCUGGACUUCAGGCUGCCGGAGAUUAAGUCUUUGCUGGCUCUCAGAGGAAAACCAUUCCAUCCAAGAGGAGACUUCAAAGAAAAGACUCCUUUCUGGUGUCUGGAUGGUUUGUGCGAGGAGGAUGUCCGCGGCGUCAUGGCCAGAUCGGUUUGUGCAAAGUCUGCUUUUGAACUCUGGGGCCACGGAAAAACACACAGUGAACUCCGAACAUCCCUCUUGAAGUACCCGUCAGAGAACAUGUCACCAUUCAUGCACAAAGACUCAACUUACAGAAUCAACGUCUACACUUUCAACAAGACUCUGGAGUUUACAGACAGAAUCAAAAGGAUUGAUGCUAUGGACUAUCUUCCGUUUGAAGGAGCAGUGAGCCUGAAGAGCCCUCAGCACAUCUUCUGUUUGUUGGAGGAUUACGGCACGGACCCAAACGACAUCCCAGAGCAUCCCAACUACAUCUAUUUCGGCCGAUGGAUAGCGGACGGACAGCGUGAACUGAUCCGGUCCCACAGCGUGAAGAACAGACACUUCAUAGGGAACACCAGUAUGGAUGCUGGGCUCUCGUUCAUCAUGGCCAACCACGCUAAGGUCAACGAGAAUGACCUCGUCUUCGACCCGUUUGUUGGCACAGGGAGCCUGUUGGUGGCGUGUUCUCAUUUUAGAGCCUACGUGUGUGGAACAGAUAUUGAUUACAACACUAUUCAUGGCAGAGGUCGGUCGAGCCGUACAAACCAGAAGUGGCGAGGACCCGAUGAGAACAUCCGAGCCAACCUGCGGCAGUACGGAACAGAGGAGUUGUACGUAGACGUGAUGGUGUCUGACGCCUCUAAGCCUGUGUGGAGGGAGGCUCCUCUGUUCGAUGCCAUCAUUACCGAUCCUCCGUACGGUAUCCGAGAGUCCACGAGGAGAACGGGUUCCCACAAAGACGUCACUAAACCCACCGAGGGCAUCUACCUAGAGUCCCACGUCCCCGUCUCACAGGCGUACUUCCUCAGUGACAUCUUCACAGACCUGUUAAACUUCUCCGCCCACCACCUGGUCCUGGGCGGGAGGCUCGUCUAUUGGCUGCCUGUCUACAGACCAGAGUACUGUGAGGAGAUGGUGCCUCUCCACCCGUGUCUCCGGAUCAUCAGUAACUGUGAGCAGACUCUCUCCAGUCACACCUCCCGACGCCUGAUCACCAUGGAGAAGAUCAAGAAGCCUGAGGAACUGGACAGCCUGUCUCCUGUAGCAGACCCAGCCUUCAGCGCCUACCAGGGACACAACGCCUUCAGAGAGAAGUACUUCAGCGGACUGAACAAGAGAUGCAUCAAGGACGACAACAAACCCGUCGUCAACGGAGAGUGAACCGACCGACGGACCUCAACAUGAAGCGUCUUUAUAGAAGCGGACAGAAGAAUCAGAUGGACGUGGUCGUCAGUGGACUCAAAGACGGGAACAAACUGAUGACAUAUUUGUUACAGUUUUCAUUUUUUAAAUCUUUCUCACUAUUUUAAUUAUGAUUAUUUGUAUGCUUGUACUUACUGCUUUGCAAAUAAAUGGAUAAAAUACAAAUA
Messenger RNA from Sebastes umbrosus (honeycomb rockfish), 1685 nucleotides. RefSeq names its product tRNA methyltransferase 11 homolog (gene trmt11). NCBI's taxonomy places the organism in Eukaryota, Metazoa, Chordata, Actinopteri, Perciformes, Sebastidae. Gene Ontology annotation, cellular component: cytoplasm. The record is from RefSeq and is a predicted model, not a curated record. Gene Ontology annotation, molecular function: nucleic acid binding. Bases 76 to 1476 code for a protein of 466 amino acids. The transcript has 13 exons. Gene Ontology annotation, biological process: methylation.